AUGAACUCUGCAGGCAGCAGCUGCGAGUCCCCCAACUGCAUGAGGGGCGAUGGUGUGCUCAGCCCCUACACCGAAGGCCAAGGCAAGAAACAGGAUGGGGUGCAGAAGGAUCCCAGCAACAGUAACCUGGCCUAUGGCAUCCUGGAUAGCCCACCGUGGUAUCUCUGCAUCUUCUUGGGGAUCCAGCACUUCCUCACAGCCCUGGGGGGCCUCGUGGCUGUGCCACUCAUCCUGGCCAAGGACCUGUGCCUGCAGCAUGACCCUCUGACCCAAAGCUACCUCAUCAGCACCAUUUUCUUCGUCUCAGGCAUCUGCACCCUCUUGCAAGUGUUUUUAGGGGUCAGGCUGCCCAUUCUUCAAGGAGGGACCUUUGCCUUUGUGGCUCCCUCUCUGGCCAUGCUCUCUCUUCCUGCCUGGAAAUGCCCAGAGUGGACUCUCAAUGCCAGCCAGGUGAACACCAGCUCUCCUGAAUUCAUUGAGGAGUGGCAGAAGAGGAUCCGAGAGCUGCAGGGCGCUAUCAUGGUAGCUUCCUGUGUCCAGAUACUGGUGGGUUUCUCGGGCCUCAUCGGCUUCCUCAUGCGCUUCAUCGGCCCCUUGACCAUCGCGCCAACCAUUACCCUUGUGGCCCUGCCUCUCUUUGAUUCUGCCGGCAGUGAUGCUGGGAUCCACUGGGGGAUUUCUGCCCUGACCAUCUCCCUCAUCGUGCUCUUUUCUCAGUACCUCAAAAACGUCAUGGUUCCUGUGCCGGUUUAUGGAAGAAGGAAGAAGUAUCACAUCGCCAAGUUCAACCUGUUUCAGGUCUUCCCUGUGCUGCUAGCUCUGUGCCUCUCGUGGCUCUUUUGCUUCGUGCUCACUGUCACCAACACCCUCCCCGAGUCCCCCACGGCAUAUGGAUACAUGGCCCGUACAGAUACCAAAGGCAGCGUCCUGAGCCAGGCCCCCUGGUUCCGCUUCCCUUACCCAGGGCAGUGGGGCCUCCCCACCAUCAGCCUGGCUGGAGUCUUUGGAAUCAUUGCUGGAGUGAUCUCUUCCAUGGUGGAGUCGGUGGGUGAUUAUCACGCCUGUGCUCGGCUGGUUGGGGCCCCGCCCCCUCCGAAGCACGCCAUCAACCGUGGCAUUGGCAUUGAGGGUCUUGGCUGCCUGCUGGCAGGGGCCUGGGGGACCGGGAAUGGUACCACGUCCUACAGCGAGAACGUCGGGGCACUGGGCAUCACCAGGUUCUGCACAUCUUCAUGUACCCGAAUCCUCCCCUUCUGGCCCAGGAUAGACCACCACAGAGACGAGGUGGGAGUGAGCCAGCUCACUCUGUGCUCCCAGACCUCCUCUGGAAAUCACCUGUGGAGUGCUACAGAAACCAAGAUGUGA
Messenger RNA from Mus pahari (shrew mouse), 1365 nucleotides. Its product is annotated as solute carrier family 23 member 2-like. Gene Ontology annotation, molecular function: transmembrane transporter activity. Gene Ontology annotation, cellular component: membrane. NCBI's taxonomy places the organism in Eukaryota, Metazoa, Chordata, Mammalia, Rodentia, Muridae. The transcript has 9 exons. Bases 1 to 1365 code for a protein of 454 amino acids. Gene Ontology annotation, biological process: transmembrane transport. The record is from RefSeq and is a predicted model, not a curated record.